AAAAUUUUUUAAGACGUCUUUUUGUAUUUCCCCCCCUCCCCCCACUCCGUCGAAAUCCAUUGGGAAUUUAGAAAACCCGACGCCGUAAAUGGAUGGCGCCUUAAGAAGGGUUUUGCAAUCGACGGAACACAAAACUAAAAAUAUUUAUAUUUAAAUAAAACAAAUUUCUAGGGACUCAAAUUCAUAAGUUAAAAUGAAAAUAAUUUUGUACGUAUUCUUAUUAUUAUUCUCGUUAGAAACGGUAAUCAAAGCCUCUUCUCUCGAUCAAACUGAUAAAAAUUGUGCAUCUGGCCCAACUUACUGGUGUAAAAGCUUGGAAACUUCACGGAGUUGCAAUGCAACUUCACAUUGUAUACAAACUGUUUGGCAACAUUUGUCAUUGCCAGAUGAUGAAAGCUCAAUUUGUCAAAUUUGUUUGGACAUGGUAAAACAAGCAAGAGAUCAACUUAGAAGCAAUCAAACUCAAGAUGAUUUACGUGCUGUUUUCGAAGGAUCAUGCGAGCUAAUGCAUGUGAUGGUAACUGAGUGUAAAAAACUAGUGGACUCCUUCGUGCCGGAACUCAUUGAAGCUUUGUCAUCUCAAAUGAAUCCCCAAGUGGUAUGUAGUGUGGCUGGACUAUGUAACAAUGAUAAAUAUGAUGAUAGCUCUGCUGAAAAACGAAGUACAUCAUUAAAUUGUGAGAGUUGUGGAAAAUUAACAUUGUAUAUGACGAAAAAUUUCGAAAAAUCAAGUAAAGACAUGGUUCUAGAAAAUAUUCUUGAGUUAUGUGGAAAAAUGUCGUCAUUUUCUGAUGCUUGUGCAAGUAUUGUUUUAACACAUCAUAAUGAUCUUUAUCUCUAUUUUGAGGAAAACUUUGAUGCAGCAGCUGUAUGCCAUUUGAGCGGUGUCUGUGAUGGUAAAUUCCAUGAACACAAACAAAAAGAAGAUGUAAUUGAUAUAUCCGACAUAGGAUUUAUCAAUUUUAGUGAUCCCGAUAUUCCAUGCGAGUUAUGUGAACAGUUAGUAAAUCAUUUGCGAGACUUGUUGAUAGCGAAUACAACGGAGACUGAAUUUGAACAAGUUUUACAGGGUCUUUGUGGUCAAACGAAAUCAUUUAAACAAGAAUGUUUGAUUAUUGUAUCGCAAUAUUAUACAGAAAUCUAUGAGUUUUUGACAAAAAGUCUUAAUCCAAGAGAUGUUUGUUUUUUCGUAGGCGUUUGUCCUAAGUCUAUCAAAUUAGAUGACAAAAAAUAUGGCAUGGCUCCUAUAGUUCCCAUUAACACACAAAUUCCUAAAUUUAAAAGUUACACUAAAAAGCAUUUUCUCAAAACAACUGAGCCGAAUUUAAAUGAUGGUGAGAUACAAAACAGCCAACUUCCAAUUGAUCGCUUAAUGAGACCAUCAAACACUAAAAAUUUAGUGGAGGGCGGUGCAUGGUGCACAAUGUGCGAAUAUUUUUUACACUUUGUUCAAGAAGAAUUAAGUGAUACAAAAAAUGAAGAAAAAAUUAAAAAAACCGUUAUGAAUACUUGUAAUAAAAUGCCUAAAUCAAUAGCACCAGAAUGCCGAAAUUUUGUUGAUCUCUAUGCCGAUGCACUGAUUGCACUUCUAAUUCAAGAAGUAGACCCUUCUGCAAUCUGUCCUCAACUUAAAAUAUGUCCACAAAAUCUUCAAGCUAAUAUAGAAUUUCUUAUGCCAAAGUUUUUGAGUGUAGAUAUCAAUUCGGAAGCAUCAGAAAAAGCUUCGUGUCCCCUUUGUUUAUUAGCUGUUGAACAAGCUCAACAGUUAAUUCAAACAAAUAAAACGAUUCAGAGAAUUGAAGAAACACUUGAACAUUUAUGUAACCAUUUAAGAAAUAAACUUCGAAUGGAAUGUAAUGAUUUUGUGGAGACGUAUUCUAAAGAAUUGGUUAAUAUGCUGAUGAAAGAUUUUACACCACAGGAAAUUUGUGUUUACUUGAAGCUCUGUGUAGACAAGGAAAUAACUAUAAAUAAUUUUGGAUUUUCUGAAGGUACUAAUGCAGAGCAACCAUCGAACGAAAUAUAUGAAAAAAUUAUCAAUGGUAUAAUGGUUGAAAAAACCAUAAACAUUCCAUUAAAUAGCACACCGCAAUGUUUAUUAUGUCAAGAAAUUGUGAAAGAUGUAGAGAAAAAUGUUAUUGAUAAGAAUUCAACAUAUGAAAUUAAAAAAGCAUUAAAAGAAGCCUGUACGAAAAUCCCCAAAAAAGCUCGUUCCAAAUGCGAAGAGUAUGUUGAAAAACAUGGAAAUCAAAUAGCAGAACUAAUAAUGAAAGAAUUGUCUCCUAAAGAAAUUUGUCGUGAUGUACAAUUAUGUUCCCAAUUAAGAGAUAUCAAUUCAAAAGAUUUAGGGAAAUCUGAUGCCACCGUAAGGGUAAAAGUUUUCUCUGAUUCUCCUUAUUCAACGAAAGAUAAACAAAGUUCGCAAACUUGCAUUAUAUGUGAAAUUUUAGUGGCAAGAAUAGAUAAGAAUUUAAAGAAACCAACCACUCAAGAAGAGGUAAAAAAGUAUCUGAAUAAUGUUUGUAACGUAUUGCCCAUAAACAAAAAGGAGUGCUUAGAGUUCGUCAACAAUUAUUUGACUCUUUUAAUGCAAGCGUUGGAAAGUAUUCCUCCAAAGAAAAUUUGUAAGGAAAUCAAAGUUUGCCCAGUCACAGAAGCUACAGAAGAAAUUAUGGAAUGUGCUCUUUGUGAAGGCGCAAUAGGAUCUUUCACUAGUUUGGUCAAAAUUGAAAAGCAAGAUAAUAAAGAUUUGAUGAUUGUGUUGAAAAAAUCCUGUCAACAUCUACCUGCACGAUUUUAUGAAAAUUGUCAAAAAUUGUUAAAAGUCUAUGGAAUUAGCAUUAUAGAGCAAUUAAGACAAAAUCCAGAGUCUCACAAUAUUUGUAUUGAAAUUGGUAAGUGCUAUAGAUACCAGACAGCGGGAUUUGUGAACAUGAAUAGCUUUUCAGAAAAAGAAACUCUUGUUGGAGAACAUGAAUGUACGUGGGGUCCAUCUCAUUGGUGCAAAGAUGAGCGAACUGCAAAGAAAUGUAAUUCUUUUGAUUUUUGUAAACGUAAUCAAAUAGGUUUUGGAAAAGCCUGAGAUGAGAAAGAGAUUAACGGUGUAUAUGAUUUGAAAUAUUAAAUUGAUGAAUAAAUCUUUAUUUUAAAAUUA
Culicoides brevitarsis is the source of this 3154-nucleotide messenger RNA. It is a transcript of the gene Sap-r, whose product is annotated as prosaposin. The record is from RefSeq and is a predicted model, not a curated record. Gene Ontology annotation, cellular component: lysosome. Lineage: Eukaryota; Metazoa; Arthropoda; Insecta; Diptera; Ceratopogonidae. The coding region runs from base 194 to 3082 and encodes 962 amino acids. The transcript has 7 exons. Gene Ontology annotation, biological process: sphingolipid metabolic process.